GAUAGCACGUUUUCUGUUUUCGUUUCAUCUAAUUUCAUUUUCAUUUCAUUUUGUUUAUCACAGAGGAAACAUACAAAUUUAGCUUCACUUCCGCAAAGUAUUUAUCAACGUGAAGAUGUGUGAGAUAUCGAAAAAAUUUGAUGCCGAUAUUAAACUAAUCCAAUUAGUUGAAAAGUUCCCUCAUAUUUACGAUAAAAGAGAUCCUUCUUUUAAGGAUAAAUUGGCACUAGAAAAUUCAUGGUCAUUUAUUUCUAAUGAAAUGAAAAUUCCUGCUUCAGAUUGUGUAAAUAGGUGGAAUACCCUAAGGAACAGAUUUUCUAAAGAACGAAAUAAAAUAACCCCUUCUGGAUCCUCAUCAGGCAAGUCCAAAGAAUGGGAACUAUUGAAGUACAUGCAAUUUCUACACACCCAUAUGAGGAAAAGAAAAACGUUUGGCAAUUUGCCUGAAGAGAACGAAGUUACUAAAAGAGUAGUGCAGGAACUGUCUGAAGAGAAUUGUUCAGGAAUAAACACUAUUUGUUACGAAACUAUAGAUAGUGAUUUGGAAUGCACUCAAGACAACGAAAUUUUUGGGGAUGUAUCUUGUGAAAAUAUUGUGGAGCAAAGUACUCCUAAAAAUAAAAAUCCCAAAAAUCCUGAUAUGAUGCCAAUUAUAAAUGAAGCGGUUAACGUUCUGAAGUCACUCUCUUCAUCUGGCAAACAGGGCUCCAAAGAACUAUCUGUUAAAAAUUUUUGCGAUAGUUUACAUCAUGACUUGAUGAAAAUGGACGCAAAAAAAUUAAGACAGUGUAAACAAGGCAUUUUGAGGCUUAUUGAUGAAUAUUCACACAAUUAG
Coccinella septempunctata (seven-spotted ladybird) is the source of this 835-nucleotide messenger RNA. RefSeq lists its product as uncharacterized. Gene Ontology annotation, biological process: regulation of transcription by RNA polymerase II. Gene Ontology annotation, cellular component: transcription regulator complex; nucleus. The record is from RefSeq and is a predicted model, not a curated record. The transcript is spliced from 2 exons. Bases 116 to 835 code for a protein of 239 amino acids. NCBI's taxonomy places the organism in Eukaryota, Metazoa, Arthropoda, Insecta, Coleoptera, Coccinellidae.